Schistocerca gregaria is the source of this 2919-nucleotide messenger RNA. It is a transcript of the gene AIF, whose product is annotated as apoptosis-inducing factor 1, mitochondrial. The record is from RefSeq and is a predicted model, not a curated record. The coding region runs from base 559 to 2406 and encodes 615 amino acids. Gene Ontology annotation, molecular function: protein dimerization activity; NAD(P)H oxidase H2O2-forming activity; FAD binding. Gene Ontology annotation, cellular component: cytoplasm; mitochondrion. Gene Ontology annotation, biological process: apoptotic process; mitochondrial respiratory chain complex assembly. The transcript has 12 exons. Lineage: Eukaryota; Metazoa; Arthropoda; Insecta; Orthoptera; Acrididae.
AGUCAUUGAUGUAGUUAUAACUUUCAUUGUGCGAAGAAGAAAGUAAUUGCUUUGUUUUUGAAAUGAAUGCUAUAUGUAUUUCCAUGCAGGACAUAAAAAAAAUCGACACAAGCUUCGUCCCUGAUAAAACCGACCACGUACUUUCACUAGGCAGCCCGUCCUGAGAACGACACCGCUUAUAAUAUCUGAGACUGAAGCUGUAGCUUCGUUUAGUGAAUUCAAGUAAUGGGCGUAGACAUUGAUACCAUUUUGUAAAAGGUUUAUGAUAGACCAUACUAGCUGAAUUAAUUAGCGAAUCUCUAACUGUGCGUUUGAAACUAAUAGGUUCAAAAUUCUUACAGAGAAUAAUAAAAAUGUCAAAGAUACAACGCUGCUCAAAGAGCAUUUGAAAUAAACGUGGUAAACCGACGGUAUUGUUGACACUUAUUGGUGCUGUAAUUACUAGAAAUGUAGGGGAGUAGUGUUGAAUUCCCUGAUGGAUCAAUAGGUCGCUUUUAACAAAAUUGUCUUUUAAGUGUCUAGAUUACAGGACUUUUACUGGUAUUUGUGCAAAAUAAAAUGUUAAGGAAUAUAAGAUACGUUGCUCACAUUGCUGGGAUUGGGCCUUGGAAACUGCAGAGGUGUCCCACUCACGACUUUCAGAAAUACCGGUUGUGUCUCACAACAUUCAGAAGUAACUCUACUGACCCGUGCAAGCAGACGCCGAAGUGUCCCCCACAGAAACCAGUGGAAUGUCGCGAUACGAAAAAGCCAGUUCCUCCCAAGGAAGUCUGUCCAAAGGAUGAUGGCUCGAAAAAGAAAUACACCCGGCAGUUGAUUGGUGGACUGCUCUUUGCAGCCAUUUCGUUGUUCACUUUGUACCACUUCCUUCAGCAGAAACAGCAGGAUAAAGGAGAUGUAGUACGCAAAGGAAAGAAACGCAAAACAAAGCCAAUUGUUAAGUCCCCUGCUGACUCUAAAGAUAUACCAAAGUGUGUACCAUAUUUGUUGAUUGGAGGCGGCACUGCUGCUUUUUCUGCGUUCCGGUCAAUAAAGUCAUCCGAUCCUACUGCUAAGGUGCUUAUAGUUUCAAAUGAGAGUUGUUAUCCUUACAUGAGACCUCCAUUAUCAAAGGAACUGUGGUUUAAUGAAGAUGAUGAAGCUUCCAAAAAGCUACUUUUCAAGCAGUGGAAUGGUACAGAGAGAAGUCUUUUUUAUGAACCAGAAGACUUUUAUGUUGAUUGCAAAUGUUUAAUGGAACAGGCCAAUGGAGGUGUUGCUGUAGCACGAGGUUGGAAUGUUAAAAAGGUAGAUGUUACUGAGAAAAUAGCAUAUCUUGAAGAUGGACAUGAAAUUAGGUUUAAGAAGUGCCUUAUAGCUACUGGAGCCAGCCCAAAAAACUUGCCAGUCUUUGAGAAAGCAAAUGAUCUGAUUCAAGAAAAAGUUACAUUAUUUAGGGAUGUUUAUGAUUUUGAAGAACUCCAUGCAAUAGUUCAUAAAGGUGUUAAAAAUAUUGCAGUUAUUGGUGGUGGAUUUCUUGGAACUGAACUAGCGUGUGCUCUAGCUCGCCAUGGGUGCAAGGAAGGCGUGAAGGUGCAGCAGAUAUUUCCAGAAAGUGGUACUUUGGGAAAAAUUUUACCUGAAUAUUUAAGUCAGUGGACCAUGAACAAAGUGAAAGCUGAAGGAGUGAAUGUGAUUCCUAAUGCUGAAGUCAAAGAAGUUGAUGCGGACAAGGGGCAAGUUGUAUUAAAACUCAGCAAUGGACAGUCGGUGCAAGCUGAUCAUAUUGUUGUUGCUGUUGGAGUGAAACCAAAUACAGAGCUUGCGGGUCCCUCAGGACUGGAGGUGGAUGAAAAAUUAGGUGGUUUCCUUGUUAAUGCCGAACUGGUGGCAAGAUCUAAUGUCUGGGCUGCAGGUGACUGCACAUGCUUUUAUGACGUGAAAUUUGGACGCCGUCGAGUUGAGCAUCAUGACCACGCUGUUGUCUCAGGACGUCUGGCUGGUGAAAACAUGACUGGUGCAGGAAAGCAUUACUGGCAUCAGUCUAUGUUUUGGUCUGAUCUGGGACCUGAUGUUGGCUUUGAGGCUAUAGGCAUUGUUGAUUCACAAUUGCCAACUGUUGGAGUCUAUGCCAAGCCGUGUGAUGAUAGUACUUCUGAAGCCAAAAUAUCAGCCAUAGAUGCAAAAAAUAAAGGUGGAGAGGACAAGAUGCCAGUACCAGCAACUGUGUCUGCUCCUUCUGCACCAAAGAAAGGUGAAAAUUAUGAGAAAGGUGUCAUCUUCUACCUAAGAGAUGAAACAGUUGUGGGAAUAGUCUUAUGGAACGUAUUCAACCGAAUGUCCACAGCACGACAGGUUUUAAAGGAUGAGAGCAAGUAUGAUGAUCUAAAUGAAGUUGCUAAACUGUUCAAUAUACAUGAAGACUAGAACUGAUUUAGUAAGACUGAGUAUACAUGGCAAACAACAAACACUGUGUUCGUACUUAUGUGUAUGUGUUUGUGACUGUCCAACGUCAGAUAAAAUGCAGUGAAGUAGUUCAUAGUAUGUGGGAUGUAGAAACAAAUAAUUUGUGUGUGAAUGAUUGAAGCAUUAAACCCCUGUGUUGUGUUGCUGAAGAAUGUAAGCCAAUAAGCAGUGUAUUUUGUAUAAAUAUACUCAGAACUGAAAAAAUUAAAAGAACAAUUUGUACAUCAUCAAGUACAGGCUUGUGUUGCCUCACAUUUCUGUGCUAUUAGAUUGUAGCACAUUUUUACUACUGGUAUACGUAUUGGGUAGUAUGGGUGCAACCACGCAUUUAUUUGAUAUGGCUUUUAGUGCUUAAAAGUACACACUCUUCUCUAAUCAUGUGUUUUUCAGUGUGUCAGUAUUAUAAAUCAGGUAUUUGUUAAAACAAAAGUUCAUAGAAAGUAAACAAAUAAAAUAUUUGUAAAUUGUUAGAAA